AUUGCUUUUUAUUUUCUUGUUUGGGCGAGGAAGUGAAAAGAAGGGCGAAAGAGGGUUUGGAGUUCUGAGGAGAACCGGUAAAGCGGGGCGUUUCAAAGGGUCUUCUGAGGCUUCAUAGUUCAUAGUUCAUACCUUUCGGCGCGCGCCACCGAGAGAAGCAGCCUUCGCCUCUGCCUCUGUAUCUGGUGCAUAUGGUUUCUGUUGGUUCAAAAGCAUUGGCGUCAACAACCUCAAUGGGAGAGCACGACUGUGAAUCCCCCAACCAAGCCAAAAGUAAGAAGGGAAUGAGGAGGAAGCAUAAGAAAGGGGGACUCACUCAUGCCUUCGACGCUAACACCUUCCACUCACCGCCUCAACAGUCCCGUCUUAGGAAACAGCUUGACCCUGAAACAACUAAAUACUUCUCUGAAAUUGCUAAUCUUUUUGAAACUGAUGGGGUUGAAUUGGAAGAACGAUCAAUUAUAUGUGCCAAUGCUCUCGAAGAAACCAGGGGAAAAGAAUUUGAAAUUGCAACUGAUUAUAUUCUUAGCCACACUUUGGAGACCAUCCUUCAGGGCUGUGAAGUAGACCACCUUUGUGCUUUCCUUCACAGUUCUGCCAACGACUUCCCCUAUAUUUCAAUGGAUAGAUCUGGUUCUCACGUAGCCGAGACUGCAAUCAAUUCUUUAGCUGCUCAUCUUCAAGAUGAGGAUGUUCUCCCUCUUGUUGAGGAUGCUUUAAUCAUGAUAUGCAAGGUGAUUGCAGCAAAUUCUGUUGAUGUAAUGUGUAAUUGCUAUGGUUCUCAUGUGCUUCGAAGUCUUCUUUGCCUUUGUAAAGGAGUACCAUCAGAUAUGUCUGGAUACUAUUUAUCUAAAUCAACUACAGUAUUAGCAGAGCGAUUGAAUUUGAAAGAGUUUUCUUCAAAGAAAGAUGAUGCAACAAAUUUUCAGCCUGGUUUUCCAAAUUUACUGAAGUUACUCGUGUCAGAGAUGUUAAAGCAAGCUAAGAAAUGUAUUAAGACACUGCAAGUUGACCAAUUCAGCAGUUUAGUAUUUCAGACAACUCUAAGGGUGUUGGCUGGCAAUGAUGAAGAGUUGUUACAUGUGAUACCUAUCCUUCUUGGCUGCAAGGAUAAGAGUAACGCAGAGGAAGAUUUUAUAGAAAAAACAGCAGUACUGGAGCUCAAAAAUUUGUUUAAAGAAGCCAAAUUUAGCCAUCUGAUGGAGGUUGUUUUGGAGGUAUCUCCCAAGGCGUUGUUCAAUGAAUUAUUCACUAAAGUUUUCAGGAAUUCCUUGUUUGAGUUAUCAUCUCAUCAACAUGGGAACUUUGUUGUUCAAGCACUAAUUUCUUAUGCAAGCAAUCCAGAUCUGAUGGAGUUGAUUUGGGAGGAACUUGGGCCAAAUAUGGAGGAUCUUCUCAAAAUGGGAAGGUCAGGCGUUGCUGCUUCACUAGUUGCAGCCAGUGAAAGGCUUCAUGUUAAUGACCACAAGUGUUGUCAAGUCCUUUCUGAAGCAGUGUGUUUAGCUGGUGAAUCUCCAAAAUGGAUUGUUCCACGACUAUUGUUUCUUGAUAAUUAUUUCACAUGUGAAGAUAAGUCCAAUUGGAGCUGGCCAAGUGGUGCUAAAAUGCAUGUCAUGGGUUCUCUGAUCCUGCAGACAGUAUUCCGGUUUAGAAGUGAAUGUAUACUACCUUAUAUCACCAGUAUAACUUCCAUGGAAGCAACUCAUGUGCUUGAAGCAGUGAGAGAUGCAAGAGGAUCACAUGUUAUUGAGGCAUUUCUAUGUUCAAGUGCUUCUGGGAAACAGAAGCGCAGAUUGGUUACUAAACUACAUAAGCAUUUUGGAGAGCUUGCACUCCACUCAUCUGGUGCUUUCACCAUUGAAAAGUGCUUCACUGCCAGUAAUUUGUCACUAAGAGAGGCUAUAGUGUCUGAGAUGUUGGCUGUCCAAAGUGAGCUUUCCAAGACAAAGCAGGGCUCUUACCUAUUAAGGAAACUAGAUGUUGACGGAUUUGCUGCCAGUGCUGAUCAUUGGAGGUCGAAACAAGCAUCCAAAGAAUCUACUUAUAAAGAUUUUUAUGCUACAUUUGGUUCCACUGGUACAAAGUCAAAGAAAAAUGACGCCUUUCUUGCUGACACUUUGAAUAGUAAAUCAAAUCAAAAAACUGUUAAGGAAAUGAGGAAAGAAAUUGACCAAUCCCUAGGUUCUCGUGCACCAUUUCUGAGCACUCAAAGCUUCAAGGGAAACCCAAAAAGAACAAAGCAGAAAAGUAAGAGAAAUACUCAGAUUGGUGGAGAUGAUGAUAACUCUAACAGGAAGAAGAAAAGGUCUAACAAGGAAAAGGUUGAAAGUGGGUACGAUAUUGCUGCUACUGCAGCAACCAAGAAGACUGUGAAGAAACGACAAAGAGAUAGUGGCUUUUCUGAGGUUUCUCUGAAGAAAGUGAAGGCAUCAAAUGCGUAGAAUGGAAGGCAAAUUUUUUUACCUAAAGGAGAAAGUGUUUUAAAGAAAACGAUGGCAUUAAGCUUGUCACUAGGGUCCCAAAUAUUUAAUGCAUGAAGGUUUGAAUGAUUUCCUCUUUGCGUGUAAUUUUGUAUACUUUACCAUGUCAUAUAGACUAUGCAACUGGAAUGAGCAAUCGCAUGGAGAAAGUUAGUGCAAAAUAUGUUUUUUUUUUUCCUCCGACGAAAUUUUUUUUAACUUCUGCUUCCCCUUCACUCCAGUAUAUUCUAUGCAUUUUGUUGAAUGAAUAUGACUGGUGCAAAUCUGAAGAUCAUUCAUUCCUCUUGUUUAGAAUACCAAUAUCGUAUAUUUUAGGUAUACCAGAGAACUCAACAAGCUUGGUUAGCAAAACUGUAAGAUUCAAUGUAAAUUAUAAUACAUAUAAACAUAGGCAGUUGGAAGGUGAGACACAAGCAUACACUAACAGUUAUGGUUGUUUUGGAAGGCCUAAUGGAAACGAAAUGAAAGAAAUAAAGAUCUGAAAAAAACGGGCUGUUCCAAUUUUGCUGUAUUGUUUGUUCUGGCUGUCAACCAUAUGUUGGAGGAUUGAACCUGCGAUAGAAAUAUGAUUUUUCUGUCAAUCGUAGGGUAGCUGCGUAUAAUGGAAAAGGCUUGAAACUGUUAAUGCAAAGAGUUACUUGUUUUGUGUGGGAUUUGAUUUGCUUGGAGGUAUCCUUCGGAAACUGGAAUUCACCUGCUUUGAAAGAGUCUUCCUAUGAGCGAGCAAAUCCACUAGAGCACGACGAGAAGACGAAGUCUUGCUUAGGGGCCACGAAUGCACUUCUAUGGAUGGGCAAACCUCAGCUUUGGUUCUUGUAGACCGGGUUGAUAAUAACAGCGACAAUGUAAGAGCAAGAGCAGCCAGUGCUAUGGACCUGCUCUUCAUGGUAGGGAAGGAUCUUGGUUAUUACGGUUAGGAGGCUUGUUGCAUAGUGGGUGAAGUGUUAAAGCUAAAAAGAUACGAUGUUUUGAUGGUGAAUUGUGAAUUAUAUUAGUGUUGAUUCAUUCUUUAUUACUGUCUGAAACGCUGACAAUAUGGGGAUCUGAAGCCAUUGGGUUCAUGUGGGAUCAUGUGCUCAACUUUUGACUGUUGCAUCUUGUAUUGUGAGGACUUUGGAUUUGGUGAAAAUGGUGACAGAAACUUCAGAGUGGUCAUGUGAUAAGCCACGUGAUGUUACUAUAUCUUUAAGCUUUAACUUUCUUGGAGAAGAUAUUGUCGAUAUUGAAUAGUAGUUAGAUGAUAACUUCGGAAAUCAGCUGAGCACUUCUUAGCAAGUAAAAGUGAGGUUGGUGAGUUUCCUGCUUUUCCCUGUUCAUAUUGAAGGCAACAAAAGCAAAGAACGAAAGAAUAUCUGUCCUAUAGUUUUAUUUGUCUUUAUUUAAUCAGUACCCACCUCACCCCACCCCAAGUUUGAGAGAUUACUAAUUCAGAGCUUUCCAGCUUGGCCAUGAGGACAGUAGUCACCCUAACAUUGCUUCCUCCAUUGUUUCAAAUAAUUUCAUUCUUCUACUCUGAAAAGAGUGUUUUUAUGAUGCUCAUGUGGGCAGCUCAUAACUGGAUUGCACCUGAUUAGAAAGUUAAUACUGAGAUGUUGUUAGUUUAAUGGGUAAUCAAUCGUACUUGGCUUUUCCUUUUUGUCAAGAACCGUACUUGGUCGAAUCAAAUUGGUUUGUUACUAACCCAGGAAGCGGACAACUUAAGUUUGUAGAGUGAAGACACAAGUUCAUCAAGCUGAUAAUUAUGUGCAAGUUUGGGAAGCACGUUGAAAAUAAUGGAAACGUAAAUCUAACAUAAAAAUUAUAAUUAGUAGGUUGAAAUAAACGUAAGUUUACAAUCACUUAAAUGUAAAUUCAAACACACUGUAAGGGCUGAUUUUAACUUAUUAUGCUUAUGCUUAAAACCAGCCCACCUUGGCUUGGGAGUGAUAUUAACGUUUUUCGUUAUUUAACUAUUUAAAUCCCAUUAAUAUUCAUUGAUGAUGUUCGUCCUCGAGAAUAGAAGAAUUUCUGUAACGUACAUCAAGGGCUGAAGUCCCGUUUGAAUCCACGACACCGUUUCUGCAAGAAUCUCUUCCUCUUGUAAUCUUUUUCUUUAUUUUUAAUCAAAUUAUAACUGUUUUCUGUUUGCUUGGUAGUACUCAUUCUAGAUCUGUUGAUCAGUAAAAAACCCCUUAAAUUGGCAGGCAAAGAUAAACCCUUUUUUAAAUUAAAAAUGAUAUGGGGGAUUAAAUAUGGUUCCACGGGAGAAAAGAAGUUGUUAUCUUAUAAUUAUGUUUCUCACUCUGCUUAGGAAUAUUAGGAUAUUGGUUUACCUUAAGAAAAACACUAAUCUGUUUACUUUAAGAAUAAGAGAAUGCUUGAAAAAGUUUACAUAUAGUUUAUAAAAAUUUAUGAUUUUUAUAAGUUAUUUUUUGUUUAUUUUAGUAAGCUUUGAAUAGAUUAUUCAAAUAAGUUUUUUUUAACUUAUUCUAAGAAGUUUGAUGGUAAAAACCUUGAGAGCUCAUUAAAUAAGUACGUAAUUAUGCUGUUUAGCCAAAUAUUACUUUCUUUGUAUUUUCACUGUCAGUUCUGCCUUGAUUUGUAAGUUUUAUCAUAUAAGAUUGGAUUUCUGAGUGGGCUUUUUCUUUUCCUUUUCCUUUUCCUUUUUGGCAUUAUUAAUUAUAAACAUAGCCGUUUAAGCUUGUGCUAAGUCUAGAUUUGACGUACUAGUAUGAUAAAUAAGAGAAUCUUAAAUCCACCUUCCAAAGAACGGCAAUUCUUCCCUUAAUAAGCAAAUGCGAAUGAAAAAAACCAACAACACUGCACUUCAACCACCAGAUCUUGUUAUCUUCAUAACAGGCACAGUAAUUGUGAUAUCUUUAUAAGGAGAUAUUGAUCAUUACCUUUUGCUAUUCAAGCCAGUAAAUUCAAAAGGUUAGAAGCUAUUAUUUUCCAUUUCAAGCCUCUCUUACUCGUUCGUUGUGUUUCUCUGCGUAUUAGAAUGCAAAAAAUGCCCGUUACUUUGCAGCUAUCAGGUUUCAGUUUCUCUAGAGGCCUUCUGCUUUAUAUUUCUGUUCUGCUCAAGUUUAUAAUGAAUAAAUCUCCAGAACAUCAACAAUAUCAGGCAUGUUAUUAUGAAGCCUAUGGAUUUGAUCUACAGAAGGACUUUUCCCAGCACAUCUGAUUCUUUGCUUUGAUUAGUUCUUGGAGGAAGCAAAGCAAAAUGUAAAUGAAGAAAAGCUAAAGAAUUCAUCAGUGCACCCAGAAGAAUCUGGGAGAACAAGAUUGGAGAAAGAGAAAAAGGAGAAGAAAUCAUGGAAAAGUUUUCUGAUGUCAUGGUGGAAAGGUGACAAGAAAAGUAAGCAUCCAGCGGAACCCACAAACAAUAAUAUUCAAAGAAAGCUUGAUGGGAAAAGGAAGGGCCAUGUUUCUGGUCCAAUGUAUUACUGCGGCAAAGGUCCUCAUGUGAAGCACGGACGUCCAACUUCUGGGCCUCUCACAAGUCUGUUCAAAUCCACAAAGAGAGAAGAGAGUGAGAUUCCAUAUAUGUCUCUUCACCAACAAAACAGCCCUCGUGCUGUGCAGAACUAUGGGCCCCUUUAUUUGGUUACUUAAAUGUAUGCAUGCAUGCAUGUACCACUGGUCCACUAGAGUUGCAAAUUCUACUGACACAAGCUUAAAAAAAGCCUUCUUCAUUUUCUGCAGGACAAUGUAAUUGAUCAGCUUUAUAUGUGAUGAAACUAUUAAUAUUUUGAAUUUUAGUAUGAGCUGUAUGGGCACGUAGUUGGAGUUUAUUUAGGGAAUGGAUUUUUGGGUCCGCUUUAGUUGCUAGUUGCACACUCAGUCUUGCAUCCCACUUCUUAUU
Abrus precatorius (Indian licorice) is the source of this 6324-nucleotide messenger RNA. RefSeq names its product pumilio homolog 23. The record is from RefSeq and is a predicted model, not a curated record. Gene Ontology annotation, biological process: ribosomal small subunit export from nucleus; endonucleolytic cleavage in 5'-ETS of tricistronic rRNA transcript (SSU-rRNA, 5.8S rRNA, LSU-rRNA); endonucleolytic cleavage in ITS1 to separate SSU-rRNA from 5.8S rRNA and LSU-rRNA from tricistronic rRNA transcript (SSU-rRNA, 5.8S rRNA, LSU-rRNA). Gene Ontology annotation, molecular function: RNA binding. Bases 192 to 2441 code for a protein of 749 amino acids. The transcript has 11 exons. Gene Ontology annotation, cellular component: preribosome, small subunit precursor; nucleolus; 90S preribosome. NCBI's taxonomy places the organism in Eukaryota, Viridiplantae, Streptophyta, Magnoliopsida, Fabales, Fabaceae.